This is a messenger RNA of Cooperia oncophora, 816 nucleotides long. The record is from the annotation of a GenBank genome assembly. Lineage: Eukaryota; Metazoa; Nematoda; Chromadorea; Rhabditida; Trichostrongylidae.
AUGUCGCUUUGCUCUUCAAUUAACGGCUUAGACCGAGAGAUCUUUUCAGGCGCGUCUUUUUCCGAGAAUUUCUACGGAAUGAAGCGAAUUUAUCUUGCAACGGGAAAAUCACCAAUUGACUUUAGGUCUCGUAUUCGCAAUCUAAUGUUACUAGUACUAUGGCCAUAUGUUCGAGAUAAAUUCGAUAAAUGGCACAUGGAAUGGACGGAUCGCCUGUGGUAUGCUCCAGCAAUGACGAGGGUAAAAAUUGGAUCAUCGAAUAAGGCUGGGAAAGAUUUUUCUGCGAGUUUGGCCGUGGCUGAAAAGGAUGCUGACACUAGCAACGACGAUUCUCCAUUUAGGGUGAGGACUAAGUAUAUAUCGAACCGAUCAGCAGUCCACUCUCCCUUCCUCCUGUUGGCCGGUGUUCGCCUUGAGAAGUUAACACAACAGGAUAUGGAUUUGUUUAAGAAGAUCCCAAUGCAUCUUCAGUCGUCAGGGGUCCUAAAUCGCGUGUGGCAAUACUUCCUGGCUCUUCCUGGAGUCUUCUCCCGAUUGUUCGGCUAUGGGCUGUUCUUUGUUCAGUUCAUUGAUUUCAUGUAUAAUACUGACUUUGGGUUACAAAUGAGAAAGAAACAUGCGUAUGGCCAAAUACCUCCAGCUCCACACAAGCUUCUAACGGAAUCCAGUGUCCAACUGCUUGAUACGAACAAAUGUCCCUUAUGCCUCAAUAGAAGAAAAAAUGACACAGCGUUAUCAGUGUCUGGAUAUGUGUUUUGCUUCACAUGCAUCGAUUCACAUGUCAAAAACUUCAGAAGGUUAGUUUCCGUUUUGUAA